Osmerus eperlanus (European smelt) is the source of this 2678-nucleotide messenger RNA. RefSeq names its product tripeptidyl peptidase I (gene tpp1). Gene Ontology annotation, molecular function: serine-type endopeptidase activity; tripeptidyl-peptidase activity. The coding region runs from base 98 to 1783 and encodes 561 amino acids. The transcript is spliced from 13 exons. The record is from RefSeq and is a predicted model, not a curated record. Lineage: Eukaryota; Metazoa; Chordata; Actinopteri; Osmeriformes; Osmeridae. Gene Ontology annotation, biological process: proteolysis; central nervous system development.
CCUGUCGUGACUACCCACAAGAUAAACGGACUAGCAGACCGUCUGAAUCAAAGGUUCAAAUAAACGACUCCUGAGAAAGGAAUAUAUUCAUGUUUCCAUGAUGAAGAUUAUAAUAUCCAUCUGCGCAAUAAUUUGCUGCUCGUUCGUUGUAGCUGAGCACCUCGAAGCUGACCAAGACAUCUUAAUCCCAGGGGAAUGGACUCAUGUGGGCAGGGUGGAUCCCUCUGAGCAUUUGGAGCUGACCUUUGCCUUGAAGCAGCAGAAUGUUAACCUUUUGGAACAGCAGCUCAGAGCUGUGUCGGACCCUGACUCAGCACAAUACGGGAAGCACCUGACUUUGGAAGAGGUGGCCUCAUUGGUCCGCCCGUCCCAGGUGACCCACAAGGUAGUACGUCAUUGGCUGCAGAUGCACGGAAUCCGAGACUGUCUCACUGUUGAGACUGAGGACUUCCUCCAGUGCACCAUGACUGCUGGGGUGGCAGAGAUGCUGCUUCCAGGAAGUGAGUUCCACCGCUACGCUAGAGACGGGCAGACCCUGGUGAGGUCCCCCUCCUGGUACAAGGUUCACCCGACCGUUCACCCGCACCUGGACUUUGUGGGCGGGGUCCACCGCUUCCCACCCGAGGGACAGGGCCUCAGUGAGUUCCUGGCCCAAAAGAGGCGCUCCGGGCAGGGGUUCCAUCUGGGAGUGACACCUACUAUCCUGAGGAGCCGCUACAACCUCACAGCUGCUGACGUGGGAUCUGCUUCCAACAACAGCCAGGCUGUGGCGCAGUUUCUGGAGCAGUACUACCAUCCUGCUGACCUGGCAGAGUUUAUGACCCUGUUUGGGCAUGGGUUCCAGCACCUGUCAAAGGUGGACCGUGUGGUGGGUCAGCAGGGCGGGGGCAAGGCAGGCCUGGAGGCCAGUCUGGAUGUGGAGUACAUCAUGAGCACUGGAGCCAACAUCUCCACCUGGGUCUUCACCAACCCCGGUCGCCAUGAGACCCAGGAGCCGUUUCUCCUGUGGAUGGUGUUGCUCAGCAACAUGUCCUCUCUGCCCUGGGUCCAUACCAUCAGCUACGGAGACGACGAGGAUAGCCUGUCCUCCGCCUACAUGAACCGCAUCAACACUGAGUUCAUGAAGGCUGGCGUCAGGGGGCUCUCCAUACUGUUCGCCUCAGGUGAUAGUGGGGCCGGCUGCAGACACAUGACCAAGGGGCAAAACUCCUUCAGACCUAGCUUCCCUGCCUCCAGCCCCUAUGUGACCACAGUGGGCGGAACCUCAUUCAAGAACCCGUUCAAGCUGACCUAUGAGGUGACAGAUUACAUCAGUGGAGGAGGAUUCAGCAAUGUGUUCGCCAUGCCUGACUACCAGGUCAGUGCAGUGCAGAGCUACCUGAAGGGUGUGGCCGCCCUGCCCCCACAGACCUACUUCAACACCAGUGGGCGGGCCUACCCCGAUCUGGCCGCCCUAUCUGACAACUACUGGGUGGUCACCAACCGAGUGCCGAUCCCCUGGGUGUCUGGAACCUCGGCCUCCACUCCUGUGGUGGGAGGAAUUUUGUCUCUGAUUAACGACCAGCGCCUGCAGAAGGGCCUUCCUGCUCUGGGCUUCCUCAACCCUCGCCUCUACCAGCUGAAGGGACAGGGUUUGUUUGACGUCAUCGAGGGCUGUCACCUGGGCUGCAUGGAUGAGCAGGUGCAGGGGAAGGGCUUCUGUGCGGCCCCAUCUUGGGACCCCGUCACUGGCUGGGGAACGCCCAACUUCCCCCCCCUGCUGGCCGCCCUUGGGGAGGACUGAACUGUUUGCCAAGUGCACCUUGGGUCUUGCUGUGUCAUCCCCUAUUAACUACUAAGACCAGUAGUAUAUCUGAGAUGUUUGGAAGAUGGCAAUUCCUGGCUUUCACUUACUCUCCAAGUGGCAAGGUUUAACUGCCACCCUAUUGGUUACCUUACCUGUCAGAUAUUUUCUGAUAUCAACAAUUGCUUAGCAGGUAGAACUUGAGGGUUGAUUUGGGUUGAGUGCCAGGAGUGUCUGUUACUGCAGCUGUCAGCCAGUCUGCAGCUGAAGCUGUGUUAAACAUGUCCCCUCUCUCUUUACCUGCCCCACACAGGACUGCUGUCUCCAGAGUUUGAAAAAUACGGGUUCUGGUGGUUCCACAAACAUGGAUCUUGAAUGUAUCUUUAUGCAAUAUCAUAUUCUCUGAAGAAUUUUUGUAUCCCAAACUUUUUUUUUGGUGAGACCAUUAACCAGAUUUAAUCAAGCAUGGAUCCUUCUACUCAGGUUGUGCGAUUCUCACGAGGAGAUUUUCUUUUUGUCUUUAAGAUUUAGAUUUCUGGUCUCAUAUCUCAGCAACACAAUUCUAGCCUACAUGAAUCACGGUACUUCUAUAUCUGAUGUUUUAACAUAAAUAUGUUCAUGCAUGUGUGUUACACCCUUUUAUUCUGUGGAAUGUGAACUUUAUGUUUGGUAGGUCAAUAAGAAAGGAAGCUUGUCCUGUUGUGCCAUUGUUGUUCAACUACCAAAUACUGCCUGGUGAAUUUUGAUUCGCUCAACACAUUUCUUCAGCAUUAGUCGAUCAACCAGCAUCAUUGCACUGAUUUAUUUUCUUUUUAAAAGACAAAUUACCAUGCGCUAUGUGAAAGACUGCCUUUAUGUGGAUUGUGAACACUGAAUACAAUUAUUUUCAACUUUG